Molecule: messenger RNA, 1551 nt
Organism: Cyprinus carpio (common carp)
Lineage: Eukaryota; Metazoa; Chordata; Actinopteri; Cypriniformes; Cyprinidae
Product: ceramide synthase 2-like
Biological process (GO): ceramide biosynthetic process
Cellular component (GO): membrane
Molecular function (GO): sphingosine N-acyltransferase activity; DNA binding
Source: RefSeq, a predicted model, not a curated record
AGUUCUCUGGCCCCCUUUCAAAUAACACACAGACGGUUCAAUGAGCUCUUUGUGGGGGGUUAAGGUAUGCAGUGAAAGCGUUUGUGUGUGUGCAUGAGAGGGAGAGAGUUCCCUUGUUCUGUUAGUACCUAGUGGAUUCAUAAGGACUGGGCACAACUCUGGAGGAUCAACUUAAAGGUGUGUGUGUGUGUGAACAGAAUUACAACAGAAAAGGCAGGGAAACAGGAGGAGGAAAGAGAAGAGUGUAAAACAAGAAGAGGACACAAAUCAGAGAGGGGAAAGAAGGGUGAUGCUCAGUGAGUGGUUUUGGUGGGAUCGGCUAUGGUUGCCGAGGCCGGUGAUGUGGGCGGACCUACAGGACAGUGAGGGGCGUGUCUACGCCCGUGCUUCCCAUUUGUACAUCACUCUACCUGUAGCAGUCCUGCUGCUAGGCUUAAGAGCUUUAUAUGAAAGGCUGAUCGCGGUGCCAGUUGCUGAGGCUCUUGGGGUUAAAGACAAAAUUCGCAUGAGAGCGUCACACAACCCCAUACUGGAAAAAUACUACAAAACUCACUCUAAAAAUCCAACACAGGCAGAUAUAAAAGGUGUGUGUAAAAAGUUGGGCUGGUCGGAAAGGCAGGUGGAGCGCUGGUUCCGCAGACGAAGGAACCAAGACAGACCCGGACUACUGAAGAAAUUCAAAGAAGCCAGUUGGCGGUUUGCCUUUUAUCUGUGUUCAUCUUUCGGGGGAGUGCUGGCUUUAUAUGAUAAACCAUGGUUUUAUGAUCUACGAGAAGUGUGGGCAGGAUUUCCCAAACAAUCACUGCUGGACUCUCAGUACUGGUAUUACAUCAUUGAGAUGAGUUUUUAUGGUUCUUUACUGUUCAGUGUGGCUGCAGAUGUAAAACGUAAGGACUUUAAGGAGCAGUUGGUCCAUCACUGGGCCACUCUAACACUGCUGUCCUUCUCCUGGUGUGCCAAUUACAUUCGCAUUGGCACACUGGUCAUGCUGGUACACGACACAUCCGAUGUCCUACUCGAGUCUGCUAAGAUGUUCAACUAUGCUGGAUGGGAGACGACCUGCAACAGUAUCUUUGUGGUGUUCGCUCUGGUCUUCAUGGUAACAAGACUCAUUAUCUUCCCUUUCUGGUUGAUCCACUGUACGUGGGUGUAUCCUCUGGACCAGUUUGAACCCUUUUUCGGCUAUUAUUUCUUUAACGUCAUGCUUGUGGUGCUGCUGUUAUUGCACAUGUUCUGGGCUUCCCUGAUCCUCCGCAUGGUCAAAAAGUUUCUUUUCGGCAAACUGAAGGGUGAUGAGCGCAGCGAUGAAGAAGAGGAUGAGGAGUGUUCUGAGGAAGACUACACACACACCUACACUAAUGGAUCAGUUAACGGACUGUCUAAUGGCCAUUGACACAGGGAGACCUUCCAUAAAUAGCCUUUUGAUGCCAUGCAUGCAUGUAUGUCCACAUUGGACAUGAUUCAUCUGUGAAUUUUUCAUUUUUACAUAGCCUUUCAUAUUAAGGUUUGUAUAUGUACAGAUAUUAUAAAUAAAAUACAAAUUAUUAAUCA